Messenger RNA from Xenopus laevis (African clawed frog), 3275 nucleotides. It is a transcript of the gene adora3.3.L, whose product is annotated as adenosine A3 receptor gene 3 L homeolog. NCBI's taxonomy places the organism in Eukaryota, Metazoa, Chordata, Amphibia, Anura, Pipidae. The record is from RefSeq and is a predicted model, not a curated record. The coding region runs from base 354 to 1337 and encodes 327 amino acids. Gene Ontology annotation, cellular component: dendrite; membrane; plasma membrane. Gene Ontology annotation, molecular function: G protein-coupled adenosine receptor activity; G protein-coupled receptor activity. Gene Ontology annotation, biological process: G protein-coupled adenosine receptor signaling pathway; G protein-coupled receptor signaling pathway; signal transduction. The transcript has 2 exons.
UAACAGACGAUAAAAUGUAGCUUCUGUUUCACAUCCUGCAUUUGCUUUUUAAAUCCAUGCAGCGUGUUGACUUCCUUUAAACCCAGAGGGAAGUGUAAUAGCAACAGGAUUCUGCUUUAUUGUAAUUAUUUUAGAAGAUAAGAAAAGAGAAGCAUCCACAUCUCAACGGGAGAUUUUUUUUCUAAAAUAGAACUGAAAAUAAAUACAUUUUGAUCUCUAAUUUUAAAGAGUAUUUACCAUGGAAGAAUGAGCAGGCUGCCUACAUGUUUACCAUUUAGAUAUUUUGUAUCCUACUCACUUUUGAUCUUGUACAACUUGAAGGAAUUCCAUUCAUUUCUUUUCCAUCUCUGAAAAUGGCAAAUGAAACCUCAGAUGCUGCUAUUUACAGUGCUGUCUAUAUCGGAGUGGAAACUGUGAUUGGAAUAUCAGCGGUUUUGGGUAACAUUCUGGUGAUUUGGGCUGUUAGAUUAAACACAAGUCUUCAAAACACAACCUUUUAUUUCAUUGUAUCUCUGGCACUGGCAGACCUAGCAGUAGGUUUCUUAGUCAUGCCACUGGCUAUUGUUCUUAGCCUGGGAAUGCACUUUCAUUUCCACUCGUGCUUAUUUAUAUGUUGCCUCAUCAUCAUAUUAACCAACGCUUCCAUCCUUUCCCUGCUGGCCAUAGCCGUUGACCGGUAUCUGAGAAUUAAAAUACCAACCAGGUACAGAAUUGUAAUUACAUCCAGGAGAAUUUGCUUGUCCAUCUGCACUGUUUGGAUAAUAUCUUUUCUGGUGGGUAUGGUGCCAAUGUUUGGAUGGAACAACAGGUCCAGUCUCAGCGAAGAACACCAGCAUUACCUCAACUGCACAUUUGAAAAUGUUAUGAGUAUGGAAUAUAUGGUCUACUUUAAUAUUUUUGGGUGGGUGAUUCUCCCAUUGAUAACCAUGUUGAUUUUGUAUAUUGAAAUUUUCUAUCUCAUAAAAAAGCAACUGAACCAAAAUAAUUCAAAAAACGUGAGGAGAGGAGUGUUUUAUGGAAAAGAGUACAAGACUGCGAAAUCCCUAGCAUUGGUCUUAUUGCUUUUUGCAUUAAGCUGGUUACCAUUGUCCAUUCUGAACUGUGUACAGUUCUACAACCCGAAUGUGAAGAAUCUCAGCCUAUAUCAGCCCACAAUAUUUCUCUUUAUAUUGUUGUCCCAUGCCAAUUCUGCAAUGAACCCCAUCAUCUAUGCUUUUAAAAUAAAGAAGUUUAAAGAAGCCUACAUUCAUAUUCUAAAAACAAUCUUAAUGCAGAAGUCUCAGGUACCCGAUACUGGCAAUGCUGAACACACAAUGGAAGAAAUAUCUAAAGACUAAACUGAACUGAAACUGAAAAAUGUGGGAUGGUUAAUGACAUAUAUCAUAUAUUUUAACACAAGAGGAAAGUUCAGGUCUCUAUAUUAAGGUGCAGAAACACCUACACAAUAUUCUAAUGUUAAUGAAUUAUUUCUGUCUCAUCUUGUUUUUUAAAUGUCUGGGUAUAAAAUGGCAUUAAAUACAUCAUUCAUUUCUUUUCCCCUAGUGAUAUUACUUUAUACUCAAAGGUAAUUUUCUUACUGGAGUAACUGGGUUGUCUGGAAAAAAGUGUAUUACUCAAAAAGUAGAUUUCACCUAAUCUGAAGUCAAACAGCAUUUCACUUAUAGAUAGGACAAAAUGUGCUGAAUUAAAUUUGUGAUAUCAUUUUAAGAAAUCAAACUGUGGUAAAAUACCUUGUCUUUUAACGAGGAAGUGAAAUUAGAGUAUUAAAAUAUGCUGUAAAUGGCAGAAAAGUUCAAGUGCAAAUUUGCAGAAGUCCAAGUCUAUAUGACAUUUCUUUAUGUAGGUAACUGUAGGAUGAUUUAAUAGGGUGUAUAUUAUACUGUAGAUUAUUAUUAUAUUAUACAGGGGUUAUUUACUUUUUCCCAGGGAACAGGUUAAAGUACUAAGGGGUGCAAGAACAUGCCCCUUAGUGCCCAUUUAAGCACUUGUGCCCUGAGGAAUGCUGCGCUCUCUCACUCCCUAACUUGCACAUCUGAAUGUAGGUUAGCUGACAGGUAAAGGGCAGUCGGGUGGCACAUACGUCCCCCUUUUCUACAACUUUUCACCAAUACAGUGCUGAUGAAUUUAGUCAGCAUUGUAUUUGUGGGGGUAGCCAUAUGGCUCUGUGCUAUGCAGCAAUUUGGAAUUAAACAGAAGGCAGUAUUACAUAAAUGACUCCUAACAUGACUUUAUAAAAUAAUUAUAUUAAGGAUAAUGUAGGGAGGACACAGAAAGAGCUGCACAAUUUCGUUUUUUGUGUCAAUUUUUAGCUGAAGGAAUUUAUUAACAGACUAUUUUCAAUAUGUAAUUAAUCGUGAAUCACCUGGAGUAAAAUAAGACACAUUAGCCAAUACAAUCUACCAUACAAUUAUUUUUAGAUAGACCUUUAUAUUUAUGCAACCACCUGGGUUUGGUACCAAGUAGGUAUAAAACAUACAAGUGCCCUUAUACAGAAAGAAAAAUGGCUAAGAUACAGAACAGUUGGAAUAUUUUAAAACAUGGCUAAUGUAGAGCACUUAAAGUUACAGUACUGAGCCCUUACUUGGGUACUGUAUUAAUCAUCUGAAAGUCAACAAAGCAUUUGUCCACAUUACACCAUGCUAUUCUGUAUUACCAACCCACCAACUCCAGAAUUAAGUAUUUGAUCUCUAUAGUCUUUGCAGUUGUUAUAAAGUUUUGUGGAGUAACACUGUUUGAGCAAACAAUAUGCCAGUUAAUGUAUUUCCCUUGCAAAUUCUUGCCUGCAUCAAUCCUUUCACAGAGACUAGAUUUACACGAUUUAAGGUACAUUUGAAGCAUUCUCUCUCGGAGUUGGUUCAAAUAUAUUACUAUAGAGUUGAAGAAGGCAUAAACGUAUCCCCAACAAGAAUGGAAAGGGAUUUAGCUUGGGUUUUAUAACCUUUGUAGACUAAUGGACAAGGCCAUUAAUAAAACAAACUUAACAGUUUAUGCAAAUGUAGUUGAACAAUGCCAGUAUGUUCUUCUUUUAUAAAAUACUGGUUCCAUAUGUUAGAAGCAAUAGUGGCAUGUUCCCUUUCCAUGGUAAAGUUGUGUAAUUCAUGUUUGAACUGAUUGCAUAGCUAUUAUUGCAUUAAUCCUGUUUACAGUUUCAUAUGAACAAACUCUGACUCUCACCUGUAUGCUUGUAAUUUCCUUUGUUUUCUAUGUAACCUUUGUACAUUAUUAGAAUAGGGCUGACUGGUUCAGACCCUAAUUAAAUAAAUAAAGUUCUUAUU